GUUUGAGCCCCAACCAGCGGUGGAUCCGCGAUUGACACACGGUUUGUUGAGCAGUAUCAAAUUUACAGAGUAUUCGCCAGUCUGUUGGUAUGCUGUUAUUUUUGUAUUGUUCCCCGAUAUCGUCGUCACAGCCAGCAUCCCAUCCUCUCCCUCCAUCUUUCUUCUUCUUCUUCUCUCCUGUCCAUCUUUUUUCUCUCUCCCACCCCCCUGACCAUCCUCCUUUCUCUCUUCUCUUCUUCUUCUUUUUAGUAUCAGGGAAAAACCCCCCAUCUUUCAUCUUUUGUUUUCAUCUUUUUACAUCUAUCUACCUACCCACUUAAUAUAAUCCUCAGCCAUCAUGCCCGAGUCUGCUCCUCUGGCCAGCACUGCCAAUGGCUUGCAGUCGGCCAACGACAAUAUCACCCGUUUCAGCCCCCCCAGCCGUGUGCUCUCUCCCCUCUCUCACACCCUCUUCCACAACAAGACACGAUGCUUCGUAUAUGGUAUGCAGCCCAAGGCCGUCCAGGGUAUGCUAGACUUUGACUUCAUCUGCAAGCGGAGCACCCCCUCCGUCGCCGGUAUCAUCUACACCUUCGGUGGCCAGUUCGUCAGCAAGAUGUACUGGGGUACCAGCGAGACCCUCCUUCCCGUUUACCAGGACGUCACCAAGGCCAUCGCCAAGCACUCCGACGUCGACACCGUCGUCAACUUCGCUUCUUCCCGUUCCGUCUACAGCUCUACCAUGGAAUUGAUGAACUGCCCCCAGAUCAAGUCCAUUGCUAUCAUUGCAGAGGGUGUUCCUGAGCGUCGUGCUCGUGAAAUCCUUGUCACCGCCAAGGAGAAGGGCAUCACCAUCAUUGGCCCCGCUACCGUCGGUGGUAUCAAGCCCGGUGCCUACAAGAUCGGUAACACUGGUGGUAUGAUGGACAACAUUGUUGCCUCCAAGCUCUACCGCAAGGGUUCCGUUGGCUACGUCUCCAAGUCUGGUGGUAUGUCCAACGAGUUGAACAACAUCGUCUCCCAGAACACCGACGGUGUCUACGAGGGUGUGGCCAUCGGAGGUGACCGUUACCCCGGUACCACUUUCAUCGACCACCUACUCCGCUUCCAGAACGAGCCUGAGUGCAAGGUCCUCUUGCUGCUCGGUGAAGUCGGUGGUGUCGAGGAAUAUCGUGUCAUUGAGGCCGUCAAGAACGGUACCAUCACCAAGCCCAUCGUUGCUUGGGCCAUUGGUACUUGCGCUGGCAUGUUCAAGACCGAGGUCCAGUUCGGUCACGCUGGUGCCUCCGCCAACUCUGACCUGGAGACCGCCAUUGCCAAGAACAAGGCCAUGCGUGAAGCUGGCAUUCACGUUCCCGACACCUUCGAGGACAUGCCUGAGUUGUUGAGCAAGGUCUACAAGGACUUGGUCGCCAGCGGCACCAUCAAGCCCCAGACCGAGCCCAUCGUCCCCAAGAUCCCCAUUGACUACUCGUGGGCCCAGGAGCUGGGUCUCGUCCGUAAGCCCGCUGCCUUCAUCUCCACCAUCUCCGACGACCGUGGCCAGGAGCUCCUCUACGCCGGUAUGCCCAUCUCCGAUGUCUUCAAGGAGGACAUUGGUAUCGGUGGUGUCAUGUCGCUUCUGUGGUUCCGCCGCCGCCUCCCUGCCUACGCCGGCAAGUUCUUGGAGAUGGUUCUCAUGCUUACUGCCGACCACGGUCCCGCUGUCUCUGGUGCCAUGAACACCAUCAUCACCACUCGUGCCGGCAAGGACCUCAUCUCCGCUCUCGUCUCCGGUCUGCUGACCAUUGGUUCUCGUUUCGGUGGUGCCCUGGACGGUGCUGCUGAGGAGUUCACCAAGGCCUUUGACAAGGGCAUGAGCCCUCGUGACUUUGUCGACACCAUGAGAAAGGAGAACAAGCUCAUCCCCGGUAUCGGCCACCGUGUCAAGUCCCGCAACAACCCUGACCUCCGUGUUGAGCUGGUCAAGGAGUUUGUCAAGAAGAACUUCCCCAGCACCAAGCUGCUCGACUACGCCAUUGCUGUCGAGACUGUCACCACCUCCAAGAAGGACAACCUCAUCCUGAACGUUGACGGUUGCGUUGCUGUCUGCUUCGUCGACCUCAUGCGCAACUGCGGUGCCUUCUCUGGCGAGGAGGUUGAGGACUACAUGAAGAUGGGUGUCCUCAACGGUCUCUUCGUCCUGGGCCGUAGCAUCGGUCUGAUUGCCCACUACCUCGACCAGAAGCGUCUCCGCACUGGUCUGUACCGUCACCCUUGGGAUGACAUCACCUACCUCCUGCCCAGCUUGCAGAAGGGUGGUGCCGAGGGCCGUGUCGAGGUCAGCAUUUAAUUUCGUUUUACGUGAUAUCUCCUUGUUUUCGUCUUUGUUUGGGCAGCGACCCGGGAUAUCCUGGGAUAAUGUGCCGAAAAUUUCUUCUGUGUAUCGACAUUGGAGUUCUGAUGGUUUCUUUUCAUUUCUUUGCAUGGUUUAUAUCAUCGUAUCUGUUUUAUACUCUAGUGCGCACAUGUGGCAUGACAAAUAAUCAUGAAUUUAGAUGGAUUCCAGACUUUUGACUGUAGAAAUUCGAAUGUAGAAGUGUUGAAUCCUAGGGGGAAAUGCUAUGCGUCGUCUUAUAGAUCC
Messenger RNA from Aspergillus glaucus CBS 516.65, 2602 nucleotides. RefSeq names its product putative ATP citrate lyase, subunit 1. The record is from RefSeq and is a predicted model, not a curated record. The transcript has 4 exons. Gene Ontology annotation, cellular component: cytosol. Gene Ontology annotation, molecular function: ATP citrate synthase activity. Gene Ontology annotation, biological process: fatty acid biosynthetic process; tricarboxylic acid cycle; acetyl-CoA biosynthetic process. The coding region runs from base 338 to 2311 and encodes 657 amino acids. Lineage: Eukaryota; Fungi; Ascomycota; Eurotiomycetes; Eurotiales; Aspergillaceae.